This is a messenger RNA of Mycena citricolor, 1698 nucleotides long. The record is from the annotation of a GenBank genome assembly. NCBI's taxonomy places the organism in Eukaryota, Fungi, Basidiomycota, Agaricomycetes, Agaricales, Mycenaceae.
AGGCUAUUUAACCAGUGCACAACUCGCGUGUAUGUCCAUCACAAGCAGCGAUGACUUGGCUGUCCCUCCUCCUUCCUGCUCUCCUUUUCAUCUCUCCUUAUGUUCGAGCACUGCCCAGUGUCCCAGAAGCUCGGCAAACGGACAGCAAACUUGUUUUCUGUCAUUUCAUGAUUGGCAUCACGUCGGAUCGCACGAGCUCCUCUGCAUACGACGAUGACAUGCGACGCGCGAAGGCGCUGGGCAUCGACGCGUUCGCGCUGAACAUCGGGACCGACCCGUACACCGACCAGCAGCUCGGCUUCGCAUACGCGUCGGCAGCGAACAACGGCAUGAAGGUCUUCAUCUCCUUCGACUUCAAUUGGUGGUCGACGUCGCAAGGGUCUGCUGUCGGCGCUAAGAUCGCGCAGUACGCGUCGCUCCCCGCACAGCUUUACGUCAACGGCCGCGUCUUUGCUUCGUCCUUCGCGGGAGACGGGAUCGACGUCGGCGCGCUCCGUGCUGCGGCGGGCCGCAACGUGUAUUUCGCGCCGAAUUUUCAUCCCGGUCAGGGCGACUUCAACGCGGUCGACGGCGCGUUGAACUGGCUCGGCUGGGACAACAACGGCAACAACAAAGCACCCAGCGGUGGUGUCACGGUCACGGUCAACCAGGGAGAUCACAACUACGCUUCGACCCUGGGUGGCAAGGGAUAUAUCGCCCCUGCAUCUGCAUGGUUCUCCACGCAUUUUGGGCCCGAGGUGUCCUACAGCAAGAAUUUUGUUUUCCCCAGCGAUUUGUUGUGGUAUCAGCGCUGGGUUCAGAUUCUCGCUCUUCGACCCCAGUUUGUCGAGAUUGUGACUUGGAAUGAUUAUGGAGAAUCUCACUACAUCGGCCCGCUUUCCUCGCCGCACACGGACGAUGGUGGCUCCAAGUGGGUCAACGAUAUGCCACAUGGCGGCUGGCUGGACAUGGCCAAGCCAUUCAUAGCCGCUUUCAAAGCCGGUGCUUCAUCUCCGAAUACCUUCAUCACGAGCGACCAGAUCAUAUACUGGUACCGCAUUGCUCCCAAAAGCCUCAACUGCGAUGCUACGGACACAACUAUGCAAUCAGCGAACAACGCUUCCGGAAACUACUUCCAGGGCCGUCCGAACGGUUUCAACUCCAUGGCAGAUGAUGUGUUCGUCGUUCUGCUCCUCACCGCUCCAGGACGGGCCAUCGUCAAUUCGGGUGGGAAAGCGUAUACAUUUGAUGCACCAGCGGGCGCCUCGGCAUUCUCCGUCCCGUUCCACGUCGGGUCCCAAGCCUUCUCCCUCGAACGCGGGGGCGCUCAGAUCCUCAGCGCGACCAGCCUCAAGUUGAUCCAAAACACGUGCCCGUGCGGACUGUACAAUUUCAACGCAUAUGUCGGCACGGUCCCAGAAGGACCGCGGGACACUUUGCAGCCGGAUGGGCUGGCUGCAUUUUCUAGUGGACUGAAGACUGGGUGCUCGCCGGUCCCUUCUCUGCCGGCGUCCCCACCCGCAGUGACGCCUGCUACGACCACGAUGGCAGCCACUGCCGCUCCCACCUUGUCUCACUAAGCUGAUGUACAUACCACUCGUUCUCGUGUAGCAUUUACUGUAAUUUGCUCAUGCUUGUAGCCAGUCCGUCAGCGCGUGAUAUCACGUGUUCAAAUCUCUUUGUCCAAAUUAUCACAGCGUCCUCUACUACGGGCAGACC